Mollisia scopiformis is the source of this 1519-nucleotide messenger RNA. RefSeq names its product pyruvate dehydrogenase kinase-like protein. The record is from RefSeq and is a predicted model, not a curated record. Gene Ontology annotation, molecular function: pyruvate dehydrogenase (acetyl-transferring) kinase activity. Gene Ontology annotation, biological process: regulation of glucose metabolic process; protein phosphorylation. Gene Ontology annotation, cellular component: mitochondrion. The transcript is spliced from 4 exons. NCBI's taxonomy places the organism in Eukaryota, Fungi, Ascomycota, Leotiomycetes, Helotiales, Mollisiaceae. The coding region runs from base 104 to 1435 and encodes 443 amino acids.
ACUCAGACAGUCACAACAUCAGCUCAUGGCCCAGACGGAUUAUCCACGAAGAAGGAUUUACAACUACCAUUCAUAGGCCUGAGGGCCACAAUCAAUCUACAAGAUGUCGUGGAAGAAGAGCGAGAGGUUGAUGGAUACCAUCAAGCAUUACUCGGGCUUCCCUGCGACGGGCGUGAGCUUGAGGCAGAUGGUUCAAUUCGGAGAGAGACCGUCAACAGGAACACUUUUCCGUGCUUCUCAAUUCCUUUCAGAGGAGCUUCCCAUACGUCUUGCACACCGUGUACAGGAGCUUGGAGAUCUGCCAGAUGGACUGAAUGAGAUGCCAUCGAUCAAAAAAGUCCAGGACUGGUACGCACAAUCAUUUGAGGAGAUCACCACUCUGCCACGGCCACAGCUUUCCAAAGAUGUUCGCGAUCGACUCAUGAAACCCGGUAAGACGAACGGGAGACCCUCUAGAAUUCUUACAGAAGCUACACACAACCCCAGCGUGGAACGAGGACAAUAUAGCUCUUCACCGUGGCAGCCAAACGGGAAUGGCAAUGGGAACGGCCAUGACUCCAAGAAAGCCGCUGCAACGCGGCGGUAUUUUGCCACAGUAGAAGAUAGUACAGACUGGCCUCCCGAGCUUCACGAUUAUAAUCAGCGCUUUGCAGACACCCUCAACCAGAUCAAGAGGCGGCAUGACGGUGUGGUGACCACUGUUGCUCAGGGAAUCCUAGAAUACAAACGCAAGCGGCAACGGAUGCAGAUUGACAACAACAUCCAAUCGUUCUUAGACAGAUUCUAUAUGUCUCGAAUUGGUAUUCGAAUGCUCAUUGGGCAACAUAUUGCCUUAACGGACCAAAGCCAUAACAAGGACCCCACCUACGUUGGAAUCAUUUGCACGAAGACCAAUGUCCGAGAUCUAGCUCAAGAAGCCAUUGAGAACGCUCGAUUUGUCUGCGAAGAUCAUUAUGGCUUAUUCGAUGCUCCUAAAGUACAACUCGUGUGUCCGCCAAACCUCAACUUCAUGUAUGUCCCAGGGCAUUUAUCACACAUGCUCUUCGAGACUUUGAAGAACUCCCUUCGAGCUGUGGUAGAAACACAUGGACAAGACAAGGAAGAUUUCCCCGUUACUAAAGUGGUUGUGGCAGAAGGAAAAGAGGAUAUCACUAUCAAGAUUUCAGAUGAAGGUGGUGGAAUACCUAGAAGCGCUAUACCUCUCGUUUGGACAUAUAUGUACACGACAGUAGACACAACACCGAGUCUGGACCCAGAUUUCGACAAGAGCGAUUUCAAGGCACCCAUGGCCGGUUUUGGAUAUGGUCUACCAAUUUCGAGAUUAUAUGCGAGGUACUUUGGAGGAGAUCUUAAGUUGAUUAGUAUGGAAGGAUAUGGAACAGAUGUAUACCUCCAUCUUAACCGGUUAUCGAGCUCUUCCGAACCCCUCCAAUAACAAUCAGCAGUCAUGAGGGGCAGUGGAAUGGGCUUCGCAUCCCCCAGUUCCGGGUCCCAAGGAUUGACGAUGCAGUGGCGUAAG